Messenger RNA from Orbicella faveolata, 782 nucleotides. RefSeq names its product endothelin-converting enzyme homolog. Lineage: Eukaryota; Metazoa; Cnidaria; Anthozoa; Scleractinia; Merulinidae. Gene Ontology annotation, biological process: protein processing. Gene Ontology annotation, cellular component: plasma membrane. The record is from RefSeq and is a predicted model, not a curated record. Gene Ontology annotation, molecular function: metalloendopeptidase activity.
CAACAAUGUUGCGAGACAAGUUGAAGAAAAAUGUUGCCGGUAUCACCGGACCUUUAUUGCAAUUCGCAACCCACAACUCCACAACUCGCAAAGUAACCGGUCCCGUUUAAAGUAGUUAUGCUAUUGUCGUGGUAAAUUUUAAAGUCAAGAAAAUGAUCUAACUUGCAGUAACCAAUAUUUGUGCCCUUUCGUUUUACAGUUCAGCUUUAUGGAGGAUUUCCUGAACGUUGCGUUUUCCCACCAGAAAAUAACUUGCAAUAGACAUGAUUCAGUCUAUUAUCCAUCGUCACAGGCGUACCUCAAUUUGUUCCAGACUAUUGCCAACGAAUACCAAUGGACAUCCAAGGACACUAUCAAGAACUACAUAAUAUGGCGUGUUGUGGACAAGUACGCUAUGUCAAUGCCUCCUCAGUUUGUCCAGGCUAAGCGACAAUUCCAGGAGGCCAUAAUUGGAGUGAGAGAGUAUAAAAGGUGGUCUUGCUGUCUGGAGAGCAUGAUAGAACCAAUGGGAAUGACUUUAGGAAGAUUGUUUGUGGAUGCGAAUUUUGACGAAUCUUCAAAAACAACUGUAAGAUGCAACUUUGACUAACAUUCUUCAGGUGUUCUGAUUGGUUCACAGGUAUAUAAAUUAUCAGUCUUGACAAACCAUCAGCUUCUUAAUUUGUUUCUGCAGUGUCUAUCGCUUACCGUAAUUUUCGUACGGAGACAAAAAGCGUUGAUGGGAAAAACGUAUUUCCCAGCAAAUUACAGUCAAAUGAAUUAAUCCUUGGAGUACUUUUGUU